UCAGGGCCGCCAACCGCCCCAACUUCACGCCAGAGUUGUUUCAAUUUCCUGGACUUAAUUCCGCCGAAUUACAAAGUGUCGCCAUUAUCUACGAAAAUUGUGAUCUUUUGAGUGCUUUCCGCCUCAAAUCACGCACUUUCGUCGCAAAAUUGUGCAAUGUUAUUGUUGCCUUGACCCGUGCCUAACUUCACAGUUGUGUCAUAAAUUCGUCGUUAGUUGUCCGAGUGUCAUUCCUCAAAAUCAAAAAUCUCACCAUGUCAGACUGGGACACAGUGACCGUUUUAAAAAAGCGGGCCCCCAAAGCCUCCACAAUGAAAAGCGAGCAGGCCGUGAAUGCGGCACGCCGCCAAGGCGUCCCCGUCGAUACCCAGCUCAAGUGGGGCGCCGGGGGCAACAAGCAGCACGUGGCCACCAAAAACACAGCGAAACUCGACCGUGAGACUGAAGAACUCAAACACGAGACCAUCUCGUUGGACGUGGGCAGGAUUAUCCAGCAGGGCCGACAAGCCAAGGGGCUCAGUCAGAAGGACCUGGCCACCAAAAUCAACGAGAAGCCGCAAGUCAUCACGGACUACGAGGCCGGACGGGGGAUCCCCAACAAUGUCAUCAUCGGCAAGAUCGAAAAAGUGAUUGGCUUGAAAUUGAGAGGUCUACCGAAAAAUCAAUAGGUCUGGCAACACUAGUUAGGUGGUAAUAACCAUGGCAACCAAUUGUUGACUAACAGAUGGCGCCACGUUAAGCCGUGUCCCUCAUUGAUCAAGGAAGCCGUGGUUCAAUCAUCACGUCAAAGUAAUAAUUCGAAUGUUUAGAUAUUUGAGUGUGACCUAUUUGUUAUAAUUUUUUUAGAUUAUUGUAUGUGGUAGAAUUAGAAUUCCUUUACCGAAAUAUUUGUUAAAUAAAACAAUCAAUACCAAA
Tribolium castaneum (red flour beetle) is the source of this 915-nucleotide messenger RNA. It is a transcript of the gene mbf1, whose product is annotated as multiprotein bridging factor 1. Lineage: Eukaryota; Metazoa; Arthropoda; Insecta; Coleoptera; Tenebrionidae. The record is from RefSeq and is a predicted model, not a curated record. Gene Ontology annotation, molecular function: DNA binding. Bases 255 to 668 code for a protein of 137 amino acids. Gene Ontology annotation, cellular component: nucleus. The transcript has 3 exons.